CGCGCAGUCGGAAUCGCCAUUUGAUUCGCGUUGGUAGUCGAUGAUACACACUCGUGUCCAAGAUGGCGUCGCUCAUCGACAACUACGAACAGCAGUACGCCGUUCUGACAGCUGACAUUACCGCAAAAAUCGGUCGGAUUAGGAUCCAGAGUGGCGGUGAGAAAAGGGCCUUUAUUCAGGAUGUCGACCGGCAAAUUGAAGAAGCUCAAGAACUGCUGGAGCAAAUGGAGCUGGAGGUUCGUGGGAUAAAUGGAACUGCUCGCGAUCGCCUGCGCGGUCGUGUAGAGAGUCACAGAGCAGAAUUGAAACGCUUAACGCAAGAGUUUCAAACGGCGAGAAAACCAAAAGAGGACAUUACAGAGAUCACAGUGGAUGAAUCAUGGGACAACAAUGUAACAGAAGACCAAAGAAAAAGACUGUUGGAUGCAUCCGAGAGGGUAGAACGAUCGGGGCGCACGUUACAAAAUGGUUACCGUAUGGCGUUGGAAACAGAGGAAAUCGGCUCUCAGGUGUUAAAGGAACUUCACGAGCAGCGAGAAACGAUACAACGAAGCAGAGGGAGGUUACGCGAAACGGACGCGGAGUUAGGGCGUGGGUCUCGAUUAUUAACAGGAAUGAUCUUUCGGAGCCUUCAACAGAGAAUUAUCUUAGCAGCAGUAGCGUUAGUUCUUAUAAUUGUUGCGUGCAUUGUGAUAUAUUAUAGCUUUAAGUCUAAGAGUUAAAAAAAAAAAAACAGAUGUAUUCUCUUCGGCCAGAUCCACCAGAUGUGAUUUGGAAAUCAUAUUUAUUUAAAAUCAGAGACUUCAAUGUUAUUUCUAUCAAAUUGCGAGGUUAAGUAACUAUGUAUCAUAUAUAUCGUCUAUCUUGUACUUGUUUGUUACAUUUUGCUGCAAGACACGAUCUUUGCUAUAUGUACAUAUUUUCUCAUCAAUUCAUCCAAUCAACAUUGGACGACUGAAUGAACCUUGAUCUCUUAGACGAAAACCAACAUAGCAAACGAGUACAAAACUGGCAAAAUAUCACCAAACAAGAACAAAAAAUUCCAUUCAGUGUUAUUUAAAGUCUUAUAUAAAAAAAUAUUGACCCAUUCUCUCGUAGGAAGAUAAAUCUUAUAAAGCGGUUUCACUAUUCUUUCCUAUCUGCGCGACACAAAGACAAUUAGCAUCAAUGAAACAAUUAUCAAAUGCAUUAUUUUCGUAUAGCGGAAAGAAUCGUAAAACCGCUUCGUUGUUAUCUCUUUAACGUCAGAUCUGGAAGAUCAGUGGUAAACACUUGUCCUGCAUUCAUGUUUCGAGAGAUACUCCGAACCACAAAAUAUAUAUCCAACAAGAAAUGUAUUUAUUAAGUAAUAUUCAAGGUUUUUUUCGACGCGUCGAUUCUAUUGGACAUAUUGAAAUAUUAUCCCUUCGAAUUAACAACUACUUAUAAUUGUUGUAAUCUUGACUUGAGCCAUAAUCGAGCGAAUUCACUGACGGACUCUAUUAAUUAAAAAAUGCAUUCUAUAAUUUAUCUCUUAUACGAGAAUAACAACAGUCGCCGAGUACAUUACGUAAAUAAGGAUCGAGUUGUACAUACAUCCAUCAUCGAAAGUAUCAAAGGAUGCUUGUAAUUGAGAAAGAGAGAGAAAGAAGGAGAGAAACUAGACGCGCCUAAUAAUAACUCCUUUUAUUAUUUUUAAUGUUAUUAUUUAUCUUAAUUAGCCUAAACGGUGCUUUUGUCUGCGACCCUCUAAUGUACCUGUGAAAAUGAUAUAUAAUAAAAGUAUCGAGGGUUAA
Molecule: messenger RNA, 1775 nt
Organism: Formica exsecta
Lineage: Eukaryota; Metazoa; Arthropoda; Insecta; Hymenoptera; Formicidae
Gene: Vti1a
Product: vesicle transport through interaction with t-SNAREs homolog 1A
Exons: 4
Coding region: 63-722 (219 amino acids)
Biological process (GO): vesicle fusion with Golgi apparatus; intracellular protein transport; intra-Golgi vesicle-mediated transport
Cellular component (GO): late endosome membrane; Golgi apparatus; SNARE complex
Molecular function (GO): SNAP receptor activity; SNARE binding
Source: RefSeq, a predicted model, not a curated record